Molecule: messenger RNA, 1684 nt
Organism: Hylaeus volcanicus
Lineage: Eukaryota; Metazoa; Arthropoda; Insecta; Hymenoptera; Colletidae
Exons: 11
Coding region: 71-1675 (534 amino acids)
Source: RefSeq, a predicted model, not a curated record
AUUAUAAAACAUGUUGGUUCAAACGCUGUAAUGUCGAGCUAUAACAUAAAACGAACUCAUUUGUUUACCAAUGCAAACAAAUGAUAGCAUAGCUCAAUAUGAUGGAGUAGACAUCAAAGAUGAUAGCGAACUGGAAUCUUUGCAUUCUUUUAUAAAUUUAUACAAAUGUUGUAUAAACGACUAUAAUGAAUUGCAUACUAUUGUGAAGCAAAAUGAGGUCUUAAGACAAAAUAUAUUGGUUUUAAAUUCCCAAAAAACAUUAAGGGGUAACAGUCACGCUACUCAAAAGAAAACAUUGGAUGGUAUCGGUUGUACGAAACGGAGCAAAGAUAGGAAAAACUGUAUACACGGUAUAUUUCUUCACUUGAAACAUAUACCUGCGCAGUUUGUAAAUAAAGCGCCUAAAUUAAAACAAAAAAGACACGGCUAUAACGAAGGUGGUCGUACUGCUCUCGUACUGUCAAAGUCGCAUCCCGAUCAAACUUCUGUUUGUUUCCAGUAUGAAUUAACGAUAUCCCGACUGUUAGGUAAUUUAAACGUGAAAAACGUUUAUGUGUCGUCUCUAAUUUGUCUGCAGAAGCAUCGACUAUUAAAAGAAUUACUUGAAUUGUUUCAUGUUAAAUUGGACGACGCCUUUCCUACUUUAAAAGGAUUCUCAAUCUUUUCCUUAAAUGAGUAUUUCUCUCGUGUUAAUACAAUUAAGCCAGCAGAUUUCUGGAUAAUAGGAACUUCUUUGGGCUUUUUAGCACACUUUACCCAUCUGUUCGCUAAAUAUUUAGAUCUACCUUUAUCUGGAAAGUUUAUUCUACACUCUUCUAUGAGCUACAUUGUGAAAAAUGACUCUACAGCUCAUCUUCAUUGUUCUGACUUGAAAAACCCAUUUUCCUCCCAAAACUACAAUGAGGUGGCUAUGGGUGGACAGACUAAAGACACUGCGCACAACGAUAACCUUACAAAGGAUGUUUUAAACCAAUCCAAUUUCUGUAUGCCUUAUGGUACUUUGUGUGAAGGACAAAAUUUGCACAAUGCCUUUAAAAGCAUUUUCCAUGAAAAUUCGCCUACCAACACGACUUUUUAUUUGCGUUCUUCUUCUCUCCUACCAGUGUACUUUGUAGCUUCGAAAACAUACUUUACAACAUUGUUUUUUAGUGAUGAGAAAAAAACAUCUUUAGAAGUUUUAUCAAACGUAGUUCCCAACAGUAGCGUGUACAAUUCACUCGAGACUAUUGGACUAGUUCAAUGGCCAACAACAGAUUCAAUUUUGGCCUCUUUACCUGACUCCACUACAACAAGAUUGCAAUCAACCUUAUCAUUUUUUUCUACCAAAAAAAAAAACACAAAUUUGUCAUAUUCCUUACCUUUUUCCUUAUUGAACUGGACAUGUCUCCCUCUUUUUCUCAGAACCACUCAGGAAGCUGAUAAACUACUUCUUUCGCAAGGAUUAUUGACAUUACAAUCGACAAUUCGGCAGCUUUGUAGUGUAUAUGAAUCUGAAAAUGGUUGCAAUCUUUUAAAUCCGUUACAAAAAAAUUUUAUCAAAAGUUAUCCAAUAAAAAAUUCCACCAACUUUUUAAAAAUGAUUAGUACUGAAUACACUAAAGAAACCCCAAGUUUAUUUGAUCCUUUUCGUCGAAUGAUUGCCUAUGAGCUAUUGUACAAGAGUGUAAAACAUUAAAAAAUAAUG